CAUUUAACUAAGAAACAAACCUUGCAGAAGUUGCAAAAUCUUUAUGAAAGCCAUUUUGCUUAUCUUCAUGCAAAAAAGAAAAUUUCAUCUCAAAUAGUUGUAUCAGAUUCCACUGAUAUGCUACAUAAGGAGACUUUAAGCCAUGCUGUUGUUCGUAGAUAUGCAAACUUUCAACCAACUGCUUGGGGAGAUUAUUUCCUUUCUCAUCAUUACAACAACACGAUGGAAGAUGAAGAAAUGGUCAUGAAACAAGUCGAAGAAAUGACGGAAGCAGUGAGAAGCAUGUUUGGAGAUGCUAAAAAAUGUUCAGAAAAACUAAGUUUGAUUGAUUUGAUCCAACGUUUAGGUUUGUAUUACUACUUUGAGGAUGAAAUUAAUGAAGUUUUAGGGCUAAUGCAUAAUGCUUCCAACCUUGAUGAAGAAGAUGUGGAUCUAUACACCAUGGCACUUAGAUUUCGAUUGCUUAGACAAAAAGGUUUCUUUGUUUCUUGCGAGAUAUUCAAUAAGUAUACAAAUGAAAGUGGAGAUUUCAAAGAAUCAAUUACAAAGGAUGAAGUUGGUUUAUUAAGUUUGUAUGAAGCAUCCCACUUGAGAAUGAAGGGAGAAAAUAUAUUGGAUAAAGCCUUAGCUUUCACAACUACUCAACUUCAAGCCAUUGCCAUGGAUUCAAACUCUCCAUUCUCGCAAGAAGUUAAAUUUUCCUUGAAGUGGCCAAUUUAUAAAGCUAUGCCAAGGUUUAUGAGUAGGCAUUAUAUCUCUCUCUAUCAAAACAAUCCAUUGAAGGAUAAUGUUCUGCUCACUUUUGCAAAGUUGGACUACAAUUCUCUCCAAAAACUUUACCAGAAAGAAUUGGGUGAAUUUUCAAGGUGGUGGAAGGAUAUGAUGUUGAGGGAGCAAUUAUGUUUUGCAAGAGAUAGGGCUGUGGAGUGCUAUACUUGGGCAAUGGGAGUAUAUUAUGAACCAAAGUACUCAAGUGGUAGAAUAUUAUUAGCAAAAGUUAUUGCUUUUCUAUCCAUUCUUGAUGACAUGUACGAUGCCUAUGCCACCUUCGAAGAACUUCAACUAUUCACCCACUCUAUUGAAAGGUGGGAUGUUAAUUGUAUUGAGAUGCUCCCGAAUUACAUGAAAGGCCUUUAUGAAACUAUUCUUGAAGUUUAUGAAGGGAUUGAAAAAGAUAUCUGCAAGGUUGACAAUAUUCCAUUUGCAUUUGAUUGUGCAAAAGAAGCGAUGAAAAAUCAAUGCAGGGCUUUUUUUAUGGAGGCUAAGUGGUUCAAUGAAGGUUACAUACCAACAGUGGAAGAAUACAUGAAAGUUUCCAUCACUUCAGCAGCCUACUAUGUUUUUGCUUCAAUAUCCUUCCUUACUAUAGGAAAUAAUGCUGCUUCAAAACAGGUUUAUGAAUGGGCUCAAACUGACCCAAUUCUUCUUAGAGCAACUAGUGUAAUUGGCAGGUUUGUCAAUGACAUAGCUUCUCACAAGUUUGAACAAGAGAGAGGGCAUGUGGCUUCUGCUGUUGAAUGUUACAUGAAACAAUAUGGAGUAUCAGAAGAAGAAGCCGUAACUGAACUACAAAAGCAAGUGGUUAAUGCAUGGAAAGAUAUAAUUGAAGACUAUAUGAAAUCCUCCAAGCUGUUUCCAAGUUUCAUCCUUGACCAUGUACUGAAUGUUGCUCGACUUUCAGAUCUCUUUUAUAAGGAGGAAGAUGGUUACACAUUUGCUGAUGGAGAAACCAAACGUUUUAUUACGUUAAUGCUUAAAAAUCCUAUGCCAAUUUGAUCCAUGCAUACACAUUCUUGAAGGCAGAUUUACUGAGGGAUUACGGACACAUCCCUCUCACAUUAUCGAUUUUUGUAUUUUAAUAUUAAUUUUGAAUUGUUAGAUUACAAUAUAUAUUAAAUUUAGCUUCACUUUGCUUAAAUUUUGCUUCGGUUGUGCAGGCACAACCACUUGGUUGUAAGUUCAAAUCUUCUCAUCUACUAUAAUUAUUUUUACGAAA
Molecule: messenger RNA, 1996 nt
Organism: Cucumis sativus (cucumber)
Lineage: Eukaryota; Viridiplantae; Streptophyta; Magnoliopsida; Cucurbitales; Cucurbitaceae
Product: (-)-germacrene D synthase
Exons: 7
Coding region: 118-1776 (552 amino acids)
Biological process (GO): diterpenoid biosynthetic process
Molecular function (GO): magnesium ion binding; terpene synthase activity
Source: RefSeq, a predicted model, not a curated record